Messenger RNA from Anoplopoma fimbria (sablefish), 2230 nucleotides. It is a transcript of the gene zfand5a, whose product is annotated as zinc finger, AN1-type domain 5a. Gene Ontology annotation, molecular function: zinc ion binding; DNA binding. Bases 302 to 955 code for a protein of 217 amino acids. The record is from RefSeq and is a predicted model, not a curated record. The transcript is spliced from 6 exons. NCBI's taxonomy places the organism in Eukaryota, Metazoa, Chordata, Actinopteri, Perciformes, Anoplopomatidae.
ACUAAAGAAGGAAACAAACAUCCAUCCAGAAGGAACGGGAGACUGAGAGAGAAAGAGAGAGAGGUAGGAGGGCGAGGAAGGGAGCAUUAAACCCACCUAGACCUGUCUGACACGAAGGACAACGCCACAUAGACACAGAUAGAGAGAGAGAAAGGACGGCACCGGGACCUGAACACAACCUCGACCUAUUUUUUUCUUCCGCCAGGGACAAAACGACCACUUUUUUUUCCUGUCGUCUCGCGAGACACUUCAUCGUUUUUUAGCAGGUGAUGAUCUUGGAUUAUUGCUUUUUUUCUUAAGGAUGAAUUUUGAUGGGAGCUCAGCUUGUGGAGAAAUGGCCCAAGAAACGAACCAGAGCCCGGUGCUUUGUGCCACAGGCUGCGGUUUCUAUGGCAACCCAAGAACCAAUGGUAUGUGCUCCGUAUGCUACAAGGAUCACCUGACACGGCAGCAGAGCAGCGACCGCAUGAGCCCCCUUAGCCCUAUGGGCUCAGCUGGUAGUCCUUCCUCAGGGGCCUCAGCCAUCCAGAGACUAGAAGCCAGUCUAGCCAAGGUUGAUGCCUCCCCUGCCUCUUCACCAGACAGGUCUAGAAAUGUUCAAGGAUCCCUUCCUGUGACCCAACAAAUGACGGAGAUGAGCAUCUCGAGAGAGGACAAGCCAGAACCCUUAGAGCCUGUUGUAAACCAGCCUGCUGCUUCUAGCCCUUCGCCUGUAGCUUCUUCCAGCAGUGAAGAAGGCCAGGGUGACACCCCAAAACCCAAGAAGAAUAGGUGCUUCAUGUGCCGCAAAAGGGUGGGCCUUACAGGAUUUGACUGUCGCUGUGGCAACCUGUUCUGUGGCAUCCACCGGUACUCGGACAAGCACAACUGCCCCUACGAUUACAAGGCCGAGGCUGCCGCAAAGAUCCGUAAAGAGAACCCUGUGGUGGUGGCCGACAAGAUCCAGAGAAUAUAGAUUUUACAAAACAGCAGCAGCAAAAAAUGACAACACCUUUGACAAAGACUGGAGAAUGAGUGUGAACCUUUUGAAAGGAGCACUGGCAUGAGUGAGGAUCGAAAGGACUUGAUAUACAAAAUAACAACCUCAAGAAAAUGAUUGGGAAAAAAAGAAGAAAAAAUGAAAAGAUCCUGUCUGAGGGAGAUGCAUGAAUGAUCACUUUCCUCUAUUUUUUUUUUUUUGAUUAAUUCAUUAGUUUGUUUUAACCUAAUUUCUGUGGUGUGAAUUUGCCGCUGUUCAGUCCUCUCUUUUUUUUUUUUUUUUUUAAGAAUAUGUAUUGUCUUAUUAAGAACAGCCCAUGCUAACUGUCCAUGAUAUGCUGUGCUCCUCUCACCCAAACCAGGCGCCAUUUUGUGCCAAACCGUAAACCGCCAUUUUACUAAGACCCUGUCAUGUGUCAGACACUAGCAUGUCUUUCAAAGCACCCAGACUACACAUUAACAGUCCACACAAGUUGUGUCCCUCAACCUUUGAGCUUCUUGUUCUGUGCUCCGUUGGUACUGGAGUCAGUCAACGUUUGGAGAACCGUACAACUGUCCCCCACCAUGCACAAGGGGCUUUGUUACUUUGUCUCUGUCUUUCCUAGCUUUACCUACCUCACAGCUGCUGUGUUAAGCUUUGUUGUCUUCCCUUUUACUUUGUUUUCAUCGGCUUUGACCCCAGCAGAACCAUGGAUCAUCUUGAUAGUCAGCCUCAGUGACCCUCUGAUCAGCAUGUCUGUGUUGACUUUGAUUGGUUUGAUUGUGAUGAGGCUGUUUCCAUUAUGGCUAGAGGUAUCAUGCUAGACAGGGACAAACAAAUUACUCCAAGUUUCACUGAAUCUAAAAUUUUUCAAUGGACAUGAUGGGUUAAGGAGUUCCCCAACUGGUCUGAGCUCAUAUUGUAAUCAUAGACGCCUGGUGCAGGGCUGUGUGUACUGAUGUGUGGCCUGAGAGGAAGACUGGCACCCUUCCCUUGCAGUGGGUUUUAACAACAAUAUUGUAGGAGCAUGAAUGAAUGGGAUAAAAGCGUGAGUUACUCUUCAUCUACAUUAGUGUUUCAGAAAUAUUAGGGAUCACUCAACCUAGGGGUUCAGACAUUUUAUUUGCUGAGAGACAAUUAUCUGUUAUGUUUUAUUAGCUUUUUUCCUCUUCCAUUGAUAUUGUACUGAUGUUAGCGCAUGCAUUCAGUUCAUUUGUGGAAUUAGGGUAUGUGAACCAUGAUUUUUUUUUUUUUUUUUUUUUUUUUUUUUUU